This is a messenger RNA of Gossypium arboreum, 3622 nucleotides long. RefSeq names its product LRR receptor-like serine/threonine-protein kinase FLS2. The transcript has 2 exons. The coding region runs from base 1 to 3495 and encodes 1164 amino acids. Lineage: Eukaryota; Viridiplantae; Streptophyta; Magnoliopsida; Malvales; Malvaceae. Gene Ontology annotation, biological process: protein phosphorylation. Gene Ontology annotation, molecular function: ATP binding; protein kinase activity; receptor serine/threonine kinase binding. The record is from RefSeq and is a predicted model, not a curated record.
AUGUCAAAAUGUGUCAGUUUAAUCAUUGUUAUAGUUUGUUCUGUUUUACUUACUGUGCUGCAUGCCGAACCAAGCUUGGAAGUUGAAGUUGAGGCGCUUCAGGCGUUCAAAAGAUCUGUCACUCAUGACCCUUUAGGAGCACUUGCAGAUUGGACGGUGGCUAAUCAUCACUGCAACUGGUCUGGCAUUGCCUGUGACCCUUCCUCAAGUAGAGUCAUUUCAAUCUCCCUGCUUGAUAAGCAGCUUAAAGGGGAGAUAUCUCCGUUCCUGGGAAACCUUUCAAGCCUCCUGGUUCUUGAUUUGACUUUAAAUUCAUUCUCAGGUCAUAUACCACCUCAACUGGGACUAUGCUCCCAGCUUACUCAACUAAUUCUUUACUAUAAUUCUCUGUCGGGUCCAAUCCCACCAGAAAUAGGUAACCUUAGAAAUCUGCAGAUGCUGGACUUAGGUGAUAAUUCUUUGAAUGGAAGCAUCCCUGAUAGCAUUUGCAACUGCACUUCCUUGUUAGCUCUCGGUAUCAUUUACAACAAUCUCACAGGGACAAUCCCAAAAGACAUAGGAAACCUAGUUAAUCUUCAAAUGUUGGUAGCAUAUAGAAACAAUUUGGAAGGUCCAAUACCUGUUUCCAUUGGCAUGUUGGGAGCGUUGCAAUCUUUAGACCUAAGUGAAAACCGUCUGUCUGGAGUAAUACCUCCUGAAAUAGGGAACUUGUCAAGUUUAGAAUAUCUUCAGCUGUUUAAUAAUUCACUCACGGGAGAAAUUCCAUCUCAACUAGGUCGUUGUAGGUCACUUCUUGCCCUUGAACUCUACACCAACAAGUUCAUAGGAGCCAUUCCUCACGAGCUUGGAAAUCUGGUUCAGUUACAGACUUUAAGACUGUACGGAAACAAGUUGAAUUCCACGAUUCCUCCUUCCUUAUUCCAAUUGAAAUCAUUAACCCAUUUAGGACUCUCAGAGAAUGAGUUGAUUGGAACUGUAUCGGAUGAGGUUGGAUCUUUGACCUCGUUACAAGUACUGACCCUGCAUUCCAAUAAGCUCAAGGGGGAGAUUCCUUCAUCAAUAACCAACUUGACAAAUUUGACAUAUUUGUCAAUGAGCUACAAUUCCCUGACAGGAAGACUUCCACAAAAUCUUGGAUUGCUUUACAAUCUAAAGAACUUGAGCCUGGAAGUCAAUCAUCUUGAGGGAUCAAUUCCCCCAAGCAUUGCCAAUUGUACCCAUCUAAUGUAUAUAUCUUUGGGGUUUAAUAGGAUAACUGGGAAAAUUCCAUCAGGUUUAGGACAGUUGCCAAAUUUAACACGUCUAUCUGUAGGGGCAAAUAGGAUGUCAGGUGAAAUUCCUGAUGACCUCUUCAACUGCUCAAAUCUUCAUCUCCUAAGUAUAGCUGAAAACAAUUUCACUGGAUUGAUUAAGCCAGAUAUCGGCAAACUCUAUAAUCUCCAGGUUUUGAAAGCUUCUUUCAAUUCAUUUGUAGGGUCAAUUCCACCAGGGAUUGGCAAUUUAAGCCAACUCAUGACCUUGACCCUUGCAGGAAAUGGUUUCACGGGCCGAAUUCCACCAGAAAUAUCAAAAGCCUCUCUCCUUCAGGGGCUCUCAUUGCAUGACAACGCUCUGGAAGGUGCCCUACCUGAGAGACUAUUUGAACUGAAGCAGCUAACUUAUCUAGACUUGCAGCACAACAAGAUAACAGGUCCCAUUCCAGAUGCUGUCUCAGAGCUUGAGUUUCUUACAUAUCUCAACCUCAACAACAACAAGCUCAAUGGGUCCAUUCCAAAUAGAAUGGACUGUCUAUAUCGACUUUCAACAUUGGAUCUCUCUCACAACCAUCUCAGUGGAUCAAUUCCAAAGUCCAUGUUUGCAGGGAUGAAAAUGAUGCAACUGUAUCUGAACUUCUCCUACAAUUUCUUAGAUGGACGUAUUCCAGAUGAGCUAGGGAUGCUGGAAAUGGUACAAGCCAUUGACAUCUCAAACAAUAACAUUUCAGGAGUCAUUCCUACGACACUUAGAGGCUGCAGAAAUUUGUUUUCUCUAGAUCUUUCAGGAAAUAAACUUUCUGGUUUCAUCUCUGCUGACGCUUUUGCUCAAUCGGAUAUGCUUAGAAGCUUGAACCUUUCAAGAAAUAAAUUAGAUGGUGAAAUUCCGGAGAACUUGGCAAAAUUGAAGCAUCUAAGCUCACUAGACCUGUCCCAGAAUCAACUUCGGGGUCAUAUUCCAGAAAGCUUCACCAAUAGUUCCAGCUUGAGGCAUCUAAAUCUUUCAUUCAAUCAACUUGAAGGCCAUGUUCCCGAGAAAGGCAUAUUCAAAACUAUCAACAUGUCAAGUUUGGUAGGAAAUAGAGAUCUCUGUGGAAACACAUUUCUCGGGUCGUGCAGCAAGAGAAGUUCAAAUCGGUUUUCGAAAAAGGCAAUAACAAUUCUCAGCAUACUUGGAUCUGUUUCUGUAGUGCUGACCCUAGUGCUAGCCAUUUCAUUCCUCCUUUGGCAUGCCAAAGAGAGUAACCCAGUCAAGUUGGAAAAUCCAGAAACAGAGUUUACAGCAGCAGUUCUAAGAAGGUUUGAUAAAGAGGAGUUAGAAAAUGCUACAAGCUCCUUCAGUAAAGAUAACAUUAUUGGAGCAAGCAGUUUGAGUACCGUGUAUAAGGGCCAGCUGGAAGAUGGCCAGCUGAUAGCAGUAAAAAAAUUAAAUCUGCAUCAGUUCUCCAAAGAAUCUGAUAAGAGCUUUUACAGAGAAGUCAAAAACUUGAGCCAUUUAAGGCACAAGAAUCUGGUCAAGGUACUUGGGUAUGCAUGGGAAAGUGAGAAGCUGAAGGCUGUAAUUCUUCAAUACAUGGAGAACGGAAGUUUAGAGAGUGUUAUACAUGGCUCCAUGAUGGAUCUUCAUAUCUGGACAUUAUCUAAGAGAAUUGAUCUUUGCAUUUCAGUUGCUAGUGCAUUGGAUUACUUGCAUUCUGGUUAUGAUUUCCCCAUUGUGCAUUGUGAUUUGAAGCCUUCCAAUAUACUUCUGGAUGGUGAUUGGGUCGCACAUGUAAGUGACUUUGGAACAGCUCGCAUGCUGGAUGUCCAUCUACAUGACGGAAGUAGCCUUUCUUCAACAUCAGCAUUUGAAGGCACUAUUGGCUACUUGGCACCAGAAUUUGCAUACAUGAGGAAUGUCACAACUAAAGUGGAUGUGUUCAGCUUCGGCAUAGUAGUCAUGGAGUUCCUAACAAAACAAAGACCAACUGGACUAAUGGAAGAGGACGGACAGCCAGUCAGUCUCCGUCAACGAGUUGAGAAAUCCCUUGCUACUGGAACCAAAGGAGUCCUCCAAGUUUUGGAUCCUAUGCUAGCUUCAAAUGAUUCCAAUAAACAAAUGGAAGCAGUGGAGGAACUUUUCAAGCUAGCCUUGUUUUGUACCUCCCCUAAUCCUGAGGAAAGACCCAACAUGAACGAGGUUUUGUCUAUCCUUUCAAAGCUAAAAGCAAAUAACUAUGAAAAUGAGGCCAUAAUCUCAUGAAGAAUUGAGCACCCAGCUGUGUUGGAGAAGAAUAACUGCAGACUCCAUUCGAUUCUAAUGUAUUGGAAGGAUAAAUAUAUGUAAUAGCAGUUACUCUUCACAAGUGAGAAAUGAAAAAGAUUGCAUC